AUGGGUGUUUUACAACUAUGGAUUUUCAGUAUAUUCUUUCAAGCCUAUUUUUCAAGAUCCCAGAAUCUCUCAUGCAAUCCGACAGAUUUCAAUUCAUUGCGGGGUUUCUUGAAUGAAUUGAGUACAGGAGUUGCUGGCUGGGACGCUGUCAAUUGUUGUAACUGGACUGGAGUUACUUGCGAUUCGAGUUCCGGUCGGGUGAUUAAGUUGGAAUUAACGAAACAGAAUCUAAUGGGUAGCUUAUCUGAUUCUCUUGGAAAUCUGGAUCAACUUAGAACACUUAAUCUCUCACGUAACUUCAUCCAUGGUCAGAUUCCCUCUUCUUUAUUCAUCAUGUCGAAUUUAGUUGUAAUGGAUUUGAGUGACAAUGAUUUCUCCGGUUCGAUUCCGACCAUUAUUUCACUUCCGGCGCUUGAAAUUAUCGAUGUUUCUGACAAUAAAAUCAUCGGUUCGAUUCCUGUUGGGUUUUGUACUAGGGGAACCAAGAUUCAAAGUAUCAAUCUUUCUCUUAAUUAUCUCAUCGGUGGGAUACCCGCCGGAAUCGGGAACUGCACUGAAUUGAUGUAUCUUUCUCUUGGUUAUAAUUUACUCGAUGGGGGUCUUCCAGAUGAGCUUUUCCGGUUAACUAAUUUGACAUGGUUAACCUUCCCGGAGAAUCGAAUCUCCGGGAAGCUUGGUAAUGAGAUUGGUAAUCUAUCUAAUCUUGUUAGAUUAGAUUUAUCUUCAAAUCUGUUUUCAGGUGUUAUUCCAGAUGCUUUCUAUGGUAUGAAGAAACUACACUAUUUUUCAGCUCAAUCUAAUCAACUCACCGGUUUGAUACCCUUUUCAUUGUCGAAUUCACCUAGCCUUGGUUCCCUUGUAUUGAGGAAUAAUUCUUUAUAUGGUCAUAUUGAUUUGAAUUGUUCAGCUAUGGUGAAUCUAACUUCACUCGAUUUAGCCACCAAUCAAUUCGAUGGAUCUAUACCCAGUAAUCUCCCAAGUUGUCCCAAGUUGAUGGCUUUGAACCUUGCCCGGAAUAGAUUCAUUGGAAAAAUCCCAGAAAGCUAUAGGAACUUUCCAAGUCUCUCGUUUUUAUCUCUAUCAAACUGUACUGGUCUGUAUAAUAUCUCAUCCGCUCUUGAUAUCUUACAGAAUUGUCCAAACUUGACCACUCUGGUUUUAACCUUAAAUUUUCGAAACGAAGAGUUGCCGGGGAAUUCACUUGCGCAUUUUGGGAAGCUGAGGGCACUUGUGAUCGCGAACUGUGGAUUGACGGGUGUGCUUCCUGCAUGGUUGAGUGGUUUAUCGAAUCUUCAGUUGUUGGAUUUAUCGUGGAAUCGUCUGACUGGUUCAAUUCCUCCAUGGUUUGGUGAUUUCCAGCAUAUGUUCUAUCUGGACUUAUCGAAUAACUCUUUCACUGGAAAUAUACCGAGAAGUUUAACCAAUUUGCAGAGUCUGAUCUUCAGAAAUAUCUCAUUGGAAGAGCCUUCUCCUGAUUUCCCUUUUUUCGUGAGGAAGAACACAAGCGUGAGAGGUUUACAGUAUAAUCAGAUCAUGAGUUUUCCGCCAACUCUAGAACUCAGCAACAAUUUCCUCACCGGGGAAAUUUGGGAAGAGUUUGGGAAUUUGAUAAAGGUACAUGUAUUCAAUCUUAAAUGCAAUAAUCUAUCUGGUAACAUCCCCAGUUCAUUGUCUGGUAUGAGAAGCGUUGAAACACUAGAUUUAUCCCAUAAUAAUCUCUCUGGAAGUAUACCAAUUUCAUUGGUGAAACUCACUUUUCUGUCAAAGUUCAGUGUUGCUUAUAAUCAACUAUCUGGAAUCAUACCUGAAACAGGUCAGUUUCCAACGUUUCCAAACUCGAGUUUCGAAGGGAAUCAACAUCUAUGCUGGCAACGAUCCAUGCCAUGCGACGGAAGCAGCAGCGGCAGGGGAAGCAUUGUUCCUCGAAAUUCAAGUAGAAGUAAAGGUGAAAUAAUUGGGAUGGCGGUUGGAGUUGGAUUAAGUAUAGGUAUUGUUAUUACUCUAAGCGUGUUGAUUAUUCUACGAGCGAUUAAACGCAAAGAGGUUGAUCAUGAACAAGACGAAUCCACAUACGAAAAUGAGGACAAUUCAGAUGAAUUGGAGUCGAAAUUGGUUAUGUUUCUUUUCCAUAACAAGGAGAUUGACAAUGAAUUUUCUCUAGGCGAUCUUCUGAAAUCCACAGGUGAUUUCGAUCAAGCAAACAUAAUCGGUUGUGGUGGAUUCGGUAUGGUUUACAAAGCAAUGCUUCCCGACGGUAGAAAAGUAGCAGUUAAACGUCUCUCAGGCGAUUGCGGUGAAAUGGAACGAGAAUUUCAUGCAGAAAUCGAAGCCUUAUCUAAAGCUCAACAUCCAAAUCUAGUCCUCCUUCAAGGCUACUGUAAUUACAGAACUGACAAGCUUCUAAUAUACUCGUUCAUGGAAAACGGCAGUUUGGAUUACUGGCUACACGAGAAAUACGAUGGACGAUCAGUUCUCAAUUGGCAUAGGAGGUUGAACAUUGCAAAAGGCGCGGUGAAUGGACUGGCUUAUCUGCAUCAAUCGUGUGAACCGCAUAUACUUCAUAGAGAUAUAAAAACGAGUAACAUUCUAUUAGACGGAGAAUUCAGAGCUCAUUUGGCUGAUUUCGGAUUGGCGAGGUUUAUGCAGCCUUAUAAUACACAUGUCACGACUGAUUUAGUUGGGACAUUGGGAUAUAUUCCGCCUGAGUAUGGACAAGCCUCGGUGGCGUCGUAUAAAGGGGAUGUUUAUAGUUUCGGUGUUGUUCUUCUUGAACUUUUGACGGGGAAAAGACCGAUAGAUAUGUGUAAGGCGAAAGGAAAUAGGGAUAUGAUAUCUUGGGUGAUGCAGAUGAAGAGUGAAAGGAAGGAAAAGGAAGUGAUGGAUUUGGAGGUUUAUUGUGAGGAAUAUGGUGGUGAAAUGAUUAGUGUUCUUGAUAUUGCUUGUUGUUGUUUGAAUGAAUGUCCUAAACUUAGACCUUCUACUUUGCAGUUAGUUUCUUGGUUAGAACAGAUUUAAAGUUCUUAUCAUUUUUU
Molecule: messenger RNA, 3032 nt
Organism: Impatiens glandulifera
Lineage: Eukaryota; Viridiplantae; Streptophyta; Magnoliopsida; Ericales; Balsaminaceae
Product: phytosulfokine receptor 1
Exons: 1
Coding region: 1-3015 (1004 amino acids)
Biological process (GO): protein phosphorylation; hormone-mediated signaling pathway
Cellular component (GO): plasma membrane
Molecular function (GO): protein binding; ATP binding; protein kinase activity
Source: RefSeq, a predicted model, not a curated record